GGUGCCAUGUAGAGCAAACGUGGCAGUUUUUUUGUAUGCCAACACACACUCUUCUGAAUUGCGGUUAGAUGAUUACCGUCUCAAAUCUCAGUCAGUCGCGCAAUAUUUCAAACGGUUGUGGUGCUAAAGUAAAUCUCUCUCCCAUGGCUCCCUGACUUCAGCUAUGCUAUGCGCUUACCGCCGAUGAGGAAUGUCUUUGCGAUACUGAAGCGUCGCCGCCACGCCACAUUGCUCACUUCAACUUUAUACCAUAAGAGUACCACAGGGACCAUAUUGCUAAAAGGCAUAUCCCUGAGAUUUCAGGAAGAUACUGUUUCUAGGAGGAAACCUGAGAAUUGGCCUCCGUAUUACUUCUUACCGCAGCAUUUGUAUUCCACAGGUUUCACCAGUGUACAUGGUGAAAGGCCAUCUGCAGAGUAUGCAAAGCUGAGGAAGGAGUCACUAGAAAGUGAAUUUGGGCAUGCUCUAGGAACUUAUGGCUCUAAAAGUUUUUCUGUUGUCUACCGUUUCAGUCCUUUUUUAGCUUUGUAUAGAGCAGCAAUCAUUUCAUUCCAUGUUUUGAAAUUAACCAUCUGGCAGAUUUUUGUUCAAGAUGUUAAAAAACGUGCCAUCAAGUUUCGGGAAACUCUUAUCCGCUUGGGACCUUUCUAUAUCAAGCUUGGGCAGGCUCUCAGUACUAGGCCAGAUGUCUUACCAACUGUAUAUUGCCAAGAGCUUGCAAAGUUACAGGAUCAAAUACCUCCAUUUUCAACUCAUGUUGCAAUUAAAUCAAUUGAAACCCAGUUAGGUCUUCCCAUUUCACAGAUUUUUGCGGACAUUAGUCCUGCGCCCAUUGCAGCAGCAUCCUUAGGGCAGGUCUAUAAAGCUCAUCUGCACACUGGAGAGCUGGUAGCUGUUAAAGUACAAAGGCCUGGUAUGUCGCUUUCACUGACCCUUGAUGCCUUGUUAUUCCAUAUGAUUGGGGGUCAAUUGAAGCGAUUUGCCAAGGCCCGUAAAGAUCUUUUAGUAGCAGUGAAUGAGAUGGUAAGACACAUGUUUGAUGAAAUUGACUACAUCCUAGAGGCAAAAAAUGCUGAGCGUUUUGCUUCUUUAUAUGGUUUUCACGAAUGUGGUAGUCAAAAAAGUUAUCAAAAAGGUACAGCGGGGAAAACUGUUAAAUAUAAAAAAGGGCAUCAUAUCAAAGUUCCAAAAAUAUACUGGGAUUUUACUCGAAGGGCUGUGCUUACAAUGGAAUGGGUAGAUGGAAUUAAGCUCACAGAUGAAAUUCGUUUAAGGGAGGCCUGUUUGAACAGAAGGGAACUAAUUGACCAGGGAUUGUAUUGUUCUUUGAGACAGUUGCUUGAGGUGGGAUUUUUUCAUGCGGACCCACAUCCAGGAAACCUUGUUGCCACUGACAGUGGCUUUCUUGCCUAUUUUGAUUUUGGAAUGAUGGGAGACAUUCCUCGACAUUUCCGUGUUGGACUUAUUCAAGUGCUUGUUCACUUUGUUAAUCGUGACGCACUGGGUUUGGCAAAUGAUUUUCUUUCUUUGGGAUUUCUACCUGAAGGGGUUGAUUUACAAUCAGUAUCAUUUGCAUUGCAAGCAUCCUUUGGUCACGGAACUAGACAUUCUCAAGAUUUUCAGGCAAUAAUGAACCAGUUGUAUGAUGUUAUGUAUGAAUUUAACUUUUCACUUCCUCCGGACUAUGCCCUUGUAAUAAGAGCAUUAGGAUCACUGGAAGGCACAGCAAAAGUUCUGGAUCCUGAUUUCAAAGUUGUUGAGAGUGCAUACCCUUUUGUCAUUGGAAGACUCUUGUCAGACCCAAAUCCUGAUAUGAGGAAAAUUUUGAGGGAGCUUCUCAUCUGUAACAAUGGAUCGAUAAGGUGGAAUCGGCUAGAGCGCCUGGUAGCAGCAAUUUCAGAACAGGCUUCUGAGUCUGCUGGGGAGACCUCUAAUGUGGAGGACAACACAGCCAAUCCUCAGGAAUGGAAAUCUUUUGACAUGCGAGCUGUUGUUUCUGCCACUGAAGAUCUAUUGCUAUUCAUUCUGUCAGAUAAGGGUCAGAGAGUCCGUGUUUUCCUUCUCCGGGAUAUAAUUAGCGCAUCUAAUGCUUUUAUUGAAAAUGAAGUUGUUAGUUGCAUGUUUAAUGAGAAGCUUGAAGAAAGAGAACAAGAGGGACAUGACAUGGUCCAGAGGGUUUUCAACGGUUUUCGGUCUCUCCUUCAAGCUGUAAAAUUGGCCCCAGAGGUGUGGACGGCAAUGCUUCUACGCAUGUCAUUGAGACCUGAGGUUCAUAGAUUUACUUUAGACAUCAUUUCAACCCUAGCCAUUCAUUUUAGGAGCAAAAUUCCUGAAUCUUUUUGGGUUUGUAUUUCAAAAUUUUUGCACAAGUUGAUGAAGUAAAUACACCCUUGUCAAAUAGUGACAUAACCGAUAUCAAAAAGUAACAUUUUGUCGGUGCCUAUUUUUGUUUUUCCCCUCAAGAUUUCAACGGUCUUAUUGUAUAUACUAUACUCAAAAUUAAGAGAGAAUUUCCUAGCAAUGUUGCGUUGGAAUGUGAUGGAAUUUUCUAUGUA
Molecule: messenger RNA, 2555 nt
Organism: Ziziphus jujuba (common jujube)
Lineage: Eukaryota; Viridiplantae; Streptophyta; Magnoliopsida; Rosales; Rhamnaceae
Exons: 14
Coding region: 169-2382 (737 amino acids)
Source: RefSeq, a predicted model, not a curated record